GCCCAUCUGGAACUAACACUUUUUCCACUCUCUCUCUCUCUCUCUCUCUCUCUCCCCACUCCCUCCCCCUAUAUAUAAAUAUCGCAAGAAUAGCAUCGUUAAGAGCCAAGUUAGCGGAGUUUUGCAAGAAAGAGAGAAUUUGCGCCACAGAGAAAGAGAAAGAAAAGCUUUUCUUUCUCUCCAUUGAAAAACCAACUCUCUGUAAAGAUUGAACCUCAACGAAAGCUAAAAAAUUUCAUCUUUCAUCUUCCCCACAUUUCUCGGUCUCUCUCACGUUGUUACCUACCAACCCCAUUUGGUCAUUUCUCUUUUGGGUGGGUUUCCUUUCUCUGAAUCUUUCUCUCUCUUCCUUUCCUUGAUUCUCUCUUUCCCUCAAUCCUGCCUUAAACAAAGUUGCCAUUCUGAUUUCACCUUUGUCUCCGAUUAAGGAAAAGGUAUCGAGACCCCAUAGAUCAUAAGAUCUUGGUUAUUUUGGGGUGUAAACAAAGAUAUCCAACUACAUUCAAAUGGGGGUAUCGUAUUCAUGUCCUAAUUUUGAUGAUUUGGAUAGUCGCUUUGAAGCUGUUCUGGUGAAGUCUAUUAAUUAUGAAGGAGGAGAUGGGAGGAACCUAUCACGGUCGCUCAGCUUCAAUGGCCGUGAUUCCAAUCCAACACCUACAUUGGAAACAUAUUCUUCAGAGAAGGUGAUAUUUCAUGGAUCACUAAGCUUUAAGGGGAGCAUGGUUUCCAACAAAACACCCGGGACAGGUGUGAAAAAUGAUGUGUCUGGUAAAGCAUCAACCCCGAAAGUCCAAGAUUUCGGAGACGAAAUGCCAAGAUCAGAAGAUAGCUCUUCUGAUGAAAAUAUUGAACCCCCACCAAAGGAGCCAAACCAUAGAUAUCAGGCUGCAUUGAGGUUGCAGAAAGUAUAUAAAAGUUUCAGAACUAGGAGACAGCUAGCGGAUUGUGCUGUUCUGGUGGAGCAAAGAUGCUUCCCUUGUUUGUCUCCAGAACAAUGUUGCAAGAUUUGUGAUUUUAAGGCUUGCCAUUGUAGGUGGAAGCUCCUAGAUUUUGCUGAACUCAAACGGAGUUCUAUAUCGUUUUUUGAAAUCGAGAAACCUGAGACCGCUGUUUCACGUUGGUCUCGAGCAAGAACGAGAGCUGCCAAGGUUGGGAAAGGCUUAUCUAAGGAUGCAAAGGCUCGUAAGCUUGCUUUACAGCAUUGGCUUGAGGCAAUAGAUCCGCGACAUCGUUAUGGUCAUAAUCUUCAAUUUUAUUAUGCCAAGUGGCUUCAUUGUCAGAGUAAGCAGCCUUUCUUCUAUUGGCUCGAUAUAGGAGAAGGAAGAGAAUUCAACCUUGAUAGAUGCCCCCGAUCGAAGCUUCUACAACAAUGCAUCAAGUAUCUUGGUCCGAUAGAAAGAAAGGCUUAUGAAAUUGCAGUGCGGGAUGGGAGGUUCAUGUACAAGCAGAGUGGGAAACUUGUUGAUACAAGAGGAGAACCAAAAGGUUCUAAGUGGAUAUUUGUACUUAGCACAUCCAAGACCUUAUAUAUUGGGCAGAAGAACAAAGGCACAUUUCAACAUUCAAGCUUCUUGGCAGGUGGAGCUACAUUAUCUGCUGGAAGAUUAAAUGUGGAAGAUGGAAUUCUAAAGGCAGUUUGGCCUCACAGUGGUCAUUAUCUCCCAACAGAAGAAAAUUUCCAAGAAUUCAUGUCAUUCCUCGAGGAACACAAAGUGGAUCUAAACAAUGUAAAGAAAAAUCCAAGUGAAGAGGAAGAAGAAGACGUUAUGAAGAGCAAUGUUGCUUGCAUGCGAAGCAUUCAAUCAGAACCAGAUUUGUCUACGGUGUCAAGAACAAAGAAUGUCGAAAGCUUUGAUCAAGAGAAUACCAGUUCAAGAUGUCAGGACUCUAAUGCAACAGAGAAUCCCAGUAUACCAAAGAUGUCCAGAUUGCAGAAAAGACUAAGCAACCAAAUAGCCAAACUCGAAAUACCACAGAAAAGUAAUGUUUUUGACAUUUUCAAGAAGGAUUCACUCCCACGAAGUUGCCGCAAUCUUCAACCAGAUUCUCCUUCCGAAGAUGGUUAUGAAACAGCUGAGGAAUCAUUUCUUACAGAGGAAGAUUUCAUGUGUACAAAAAGGAACUUGUUUGAUGAUGAAGAUCAAGAAGAAGACAACGAAAAACCGAUCCCAAAAGAGAAAAUCAUGCAGAGAAUAGAUUCACAUAAGGGAAUGAAAUCAUAUCAGUUGGCUCAGCAAUUAACUAGUAGAUGGACAACUGGAGCAGGACCAAGGAUUGGUUGCAUGAGGGAUUACCCUUCGGAGCUUCAAUUCCGGGUUUUGGAACAAGCAAACUUGUCUCCAAGAUCAAAAGGUGUUAAUUCAUCUUCGAGGAACUUAAGCCGGUUCAGUCCAAGGGUGGUUCCAAGUCCACCUUCUUCAUGUAGAGAGACUUCUUCUGCUGCUUCUACUCCAUGCAGAAGUCCCAUUUUCCAAAAUCAAGUGCUACUAUCUCAGACAGCACCACCACAAAUUUGAGAAACAUAUAGGAUUUGUUUUGCAUUCUUUCUUUCUUUUUUUCUUUUUUUCAUGUGAUUCUUUUAUGAAAAAAAAAAAAAAAAAAUUUACUCCAUAGAUCUUACGGUAAAAAUUGGGAUGAGAAAUAUAAGAGGGUUUUGCUUGCUCCACUUAUCCCAAAUUCAUUUUCUUUUCUUUUCUUUUUGUUAAAAGAUAACACAAUUUUAUAAAGUUGAGAGUAUAUUAUAAUUUCUAAUAUCGUUAUUUA
Ziziphus jujuba (common jujube) is the source of this 2763-nucleotide messenger RNA. RefSeq names its product IQ domain-containing protein IQM6. Bases 507 to 2516 code for a protein of 669 amino acids. The record is from RefSeq and is a predicted model, not a curated record. NCBI's taxonomy places the organism in Eukaryota, Viridiplantae, Streptophyta, Magnoliopsida, Rosales, Rhamnaceae. The transcript has 9 exons.